Molecule: messenger RNA, 814 nt
Organism: Phanerochaete carnosa HHB-10118-sp
Lineage: Eukaryota; Fungi; Basidiomycota; Agaricomycetes; Polyporales; Phanerochaetaceae
Exons: 4
Coding region: 30-422 (130 amino acids)
Molecular function (GO): zinc ion binding; nucleic acid binding
Source: RefSeq, a predicted model, not a curated record
ACACAUCUACCCGCAUUCCUCUCUAUAACAUGGGUCGUUUACGCCGAUCGAGAACGCAUCACGCGCAGAGAGAUGUGCAUAGAGCCUCAAGGACGCGGGCACGGACGAAAGACCUGGACCAGAUUCAGCUUAUUGACUUAGAUCCGAAGAAUCGAGCUGCCUUGGAGGCACAGCCAAUAGAUUACGAAAAGCCAGGCCUCGCGCAACACUACUGCGUAGAGUGUGCAAAAUACUACGAAAGUGAUGCCGCUUUGAAGUCACAUUGGCGAAGCAAGGUCCACAAGCGACAGCUGAAGCAGCUGAAGGAGCCGGCUUACACCAUCGAGGAGUCUGAACGAGCUGCAGGACUGGGCCGGGAAGGAAAGAGGCCGACUACGUCAACAGUUCCGCCAAUAUCGACGGAGCAUGACGUUGAGACGUAAGGUCUUUGUACGAUAUGGGCACGAUUUAAUUUAUUAGGUUGUCGCUUCCUUGGGUAUCUACCCUUUGCAGAAGAACCUGUGCUCCUCGAUCUGACGCUGCUGCUGUAGAUGUUUCCUUCUCGAAUUGAGCUCGUUGCAUCCCGAUCGCUUCGGUCUAUUGACAUGGCUUAUACAGUCAAAAAGAAGUUGAUAUGUCUGUCCCCGCCAUCAUAGCCACCACUGCCUUAAUCUUUGUCCCCCGUAAAAGCCUGUCAAAAACGAGCAGCUCAAGGCACAAGUUGACUAACUCUUACCUUCCAGAACGCGAGAUCUCCCUCACUAACAAUUUACCUGCCUCGUCCGCCAAUGAAGAGCCCCGGCCUUGCGGGAGUAAGGAGGACGCCGCUCGCUCU